Molecule: messenger RNA, 153 nt
Organism: Brugia malayi
Lineage: Eukaryota; Metazoa; Nematoda; Chromadorea; Rhabditida; Onchocercidae
Exons: 2
Coding region: 1-153 (50 amino acids)
Source: RefSeq, a predicted model, not a curated record
AUGAUCAAGAUAAAUUGCAGCACAGAAGGAAUAUUUUUAUCUCAGUCAUCUCAACGAAAUACUGAAUGGAUCUUCUCAGUGAAGUUCAGUAUGGUAGAAACAUGGAAGGAUGAGGCCGUCUUGCCUCUCGUGAUAUGUUCAAUUGGCACUUGA